AUGUCUAACCGCGAGCCAGCACACUCGCAAUGGCAGAAGAGCUUCCAAAAGGAGUGCCGCGCAUUUGUAAAAGAGGCAGAGGCUCUAGCUGAUUACGCCAGGCAACAUUCAAAUGAUUAUAAAUAUGAGCACGAUGACGAUAUUUGUAGAGGACUUAUAAGUCUAUGGUCUCAAAUGGCGCGAGUGAAAGACACCGGACUUGAUAUGGUUGCGGAAACGCCGAGAUGUUCUCUCGUUCUCAAGGAACGCAGCUUUUGGUUUAUUCGGGCUCUGGCAGAUCAGACGGAGUUUGAAGACGAGUGCGAUGAAAUAGAGGCUCGUCUAGAUGGACUGGCAUUGAAGGUUGAACGUCGCGAGUUGGAGAACCUUUGGGUUGCUGGAGUGCUUGAGUCAACGGCUUUGUAUAUAAAGGAGAAAUUUCAUGUAUAG
Messenger RNA from Penicillium concentricum, 429 nucleotides. RefSeq lists its product as uncharacterized. The record is from RefSeq and is a predicted model, not a curated record. Lineage: Eukaryota; Fungi; Ascomycota; Eurotiomycetes; Eurotiales; Aspergillaceae. The transcript has a single exon. Bases 1 to 429 code for a protein of 142 amino acids.